Molecule: messenger RNA, 4600 nt
Organism: Linum tenue
Lineage: Eukaryota; Viridiplantae; Streptophyta; Magnoliopsida; Malpighiales; Linaceae
Source: the annotation of a GenBank genome assembly
CCAGAAUUUCUCAAAAUCACAAGCCACCCUGAAGAGUGAAGAGUAAAGACUAGCAAACCAUUUAAGGAUUCGAAGUUCCGCACUCCCAGUUUCUCAUAUCCCGCCAAAGCCCUGAUCGCCGCCAUGAAAAUCCGAACACUGAAGCUACGAGAAGCGCACAAACCAAGCCCUGGGUAUGGCGCAGCCAAUGGAUCCUCCUUCUGCUCCAUCCUAUGGGAUCAGCAAGCUCGCCACCUGGUCACUGCUUCCUCCUCGGAUUCGGGAAUCUCCAUCCACGACGCUCUUCUGCCUUCGACCACUCCCAAGAUUCUCCGGCACCACCGUGACGGCGUCACCGCGCUGGCGCUCAGCCCUAAUUCCACCUGCCUCGCCUCGGGUUCUAUCGACAACUCCGUCAAGCUCUACAAGUUUCCGGGUGGGGAAUUUGAGACAAACAUCACCAGGUUCACACUUCCAAUCCGUGCCCUUGCAUUCAAUCAAUCAGGGAGCAUGCUGGCGGCUGCAGGGGAUGAUGAUGGUAUCAAGCUGAUAAACACUGUUGAUGGCUCAAUAGCAAGGGUUCUGAAAGGGCACAAAGGAUCUGUCACUGGAUUAGCUUUUGAUCCUAUGGGUGAGUACUUGGCAUCAAUUGAUUCCAUGGGAACGGUCUUAUUUUGGGAGUUGCAGUCCGGGACAAUAUUACAUACCCUAAAAGGUGUAGCUCCUAGUACUGGGUUAGACACUUCCCUGGUCAAUAUACUAAGCUGGAGUCCUGAUGGGGAGAUGCUGGCUGUCCCUGGUCUGAAGAAUGAUGUGGUGAUGUAUGAUAGAGACACAGCUGAAAAGGUGUUUACAUUGAGGGGCGACCAUUUGCUCCCUUUAUGUUUCCUGUCAUGGUCGCCUAAUGGGAAAUAUAUGGCUACAUCAGGUUUGGAUAGGCAGGUUCUGAUAUGGGAUGUCCUUAAGAAGCAAGAUAUUGACCGUCAGAAAUUCGAAGACAGAAUCUGUUGCAUGGCGUGGAAACCAGUUGGUAAUACAUUGGCUGUUGUUGAUGUUUCUGGCAAGUAUGGCCUGUGGGAAUCAGUUAUCCCAUCAUCCAUGAAAUCUCCCACUGAUGAUAUUCCACAGAGUUUAAAAAAGAGCAAUGGACUAAUGUUAUUUGAAGAAGAGGGUCAGGAGCCUUGUUCAUCUGGUAGUCUAGGCGAUCUCGGUGAAGAUAGUGUAGGUGAAUCAGGCCCACCAAGCAGGAAAAGAAUAAGGAAGCGGUCUGAAUUUGAUGAAGAUGAUCCCGCUGAGAAUACGCUCGAUGGGUUCGGCCUGCUUCCUCGACGCAUGGCUCCCAAAAGAGCACAUUACUCUGCGAGAGAACACUUGGACAAGGGAUCUAACGAAGAACUGAGAAGCACAGCCAUGUCUGUGAGGUCCAAAAUGCAGGAAGCUUUCCAGCCUGGUGUUACUCCUGUGCAGCCAGGGAAGAGGCGCUUCUUGUGCUACAAUAUGCUUGGAACUAUCACUACAAUGGAAUAUGAUGGGUACUCUCAUAUAGAGAUAGACUUUCAUGAUACUAGUAGAGGACCGCGAGUUCCUGCAAUGACAGAUCAUUUUGGUUUCACGAUGGCUUGUUUGAAUGAGAAUGGGAGUGUUUUUGCCAAUCCUUGCAAGGGAGACAAGAACAUGAGUACUCUCAUGUAUCGCCCGUUCAGCAGUUGGGCAAACAACAGUGAGUGGUCUAUGCGGUUUGAGGGAGAAGAAGUCAAAGUUGUUGCACUUGGUGUUCAUUGGGUUGCAGCGAUCACUAGUCUUAAUUAUCUUCGCAUCUUUACUGAAGGUGGUUUGCAGAAGCAUAUUCUUUCCCUUGAUGGUCCAGCAGUGACUGCAUCAGGCUCCAAAAAUCAGCUUGCAGUUGUCACUCAUGCUUCUAGCUGUCUUCCUUCAAGUGAUCAGGUGCUUGAAUUCCAGGUGUUUGAUAUACGUAAUGGUACAAGGCCCUCGAGGGGGCGACUUCCAUUAUCUCCUGGUUCACAUCUUAUUUGGUUCGGGUUUAGCGAAGAAGGACUAUUGAGUUCAUAUGAUUCAAAGGGUGUCUUGAGGGUCUUCACAAGCCAGUAUGGCGGCAGUUGGCUCCCUCUUUUCAGUGCCAACAAAACAAAGAAGUCGGACGAAAACUACUGGGUUGUGGGCCUGAACGCAAGCAAGUUAUUCUGCAUAGUUUGCAAGAGUCCUGAAGUAUUUCCUCAGGUGAUGCCCAAACCGAUUCUCACGUUGCUGGAUCUGUCGUUCCCCCUAGCAUCUUCCGAUCUGGGAGCAGAUGUCCUUGAGAAUGAAUUUAUCUUGAACAACCUGCAUCUCUUUCAGAUCCAGAAAAGAAUAGAAGAAAGUUCAUCUGACGACAGUAGGGACACCACCGAACUCGAUGAUGAAGCUUUCAGCACGGAGGCAGCUCAAGAUAGAUGUAUCCUGAGACUCAUUGCUUCCUGCUGCAACAGCGACAAACUCGUACGAGCCACUGAACUGGUGAAACUCCUGACGCUGGAGAAAUCGAUGAAAGGAGCAAUCAAGCUCGUCACUGCUCUCAAGCUUCCUAAUCUUGCAGACCGCUUCAACAACAUACUUGAGGAACGAAUGCUGAAUGAAACCAAAGGAAUGCCAGAGACAGCUGGUGUUGCGGUUAGCCAGGGUUCGGGUUCGGCACGAAAUGGGACAGCAAGUGAGGUACAAUCAGAGCCCAGCUGCAUCAAAUCUUCAUCCACCACAUUGUCAGCACCUCGUUUCUUCAAGAAAGUGGUGAACAGAGGUGAUCAGAAAGGGAGGAAUGAUCAUAACCUCCAAACUGCGAGAGAAGUUCAGCCAGAAGUUGCAUCGAGUGGGGGAUCGACGGAGCUCAGAACAGCAACAGCAGCAGGAACCCAGGAAUUGAACGGUACAUCCAAUCCAUUCUUGAAAUCAUCAAGCAAUGGUCCAACCAAAGAAACAACGUCCCAGCGUCCUCCUUCCAACCCGUUUAAAAAGUCAGCAAAGUGAAGAUGGUUGCUCAGCCACCUGUGGGCAAAUUUGGUGUAGAGCCCCGCGAACGAAAGAGGGGGAGCUAAGAGAUUGAAUUCUUGAACAAGUUUUGGUCUUUUACUCAGCCCUUAGUUGAUAGUGAUUUCCUCAGUUGAAGUUUGCAGGUCCAUUGAAAUGUCUGGAUUCCAUCUGUGUACUAAGUUCUUUUUUAGAAGUUCAAUGAAUCCAUCCAAGUUUCAUACUAGAAUCAUGCAUUCUGCUUUCUGCACUAUUCAUGUCACAACCGCCAAUCCGAAAGGAUCUAAUCAGAAGUCAAGACUUUAUGCACACGUUAACUACUUGACCUACUGUGACAGUUAUGAAUCACAGAAGAGCAACAAACCUACACAGAUGCCUAGAUGGAAAGCCAUAGCCAUUCUGCUCCAAAUUGGUUUGGAAACCAUGGAAUCAUAUGCUCAAGGCAAAGAGCAUGCAGAAUAAAGCCGUACAUUUACUGAAACAAAGUAGCAGCUUAGCAUAAGAGUAGCACCAAAGAAGCACAAAAACAUAUUCCAAAACUCAUGUCAUUGCCAAGACAGGAACAUAAACCAAAAUGAUAACACGAUUGUAGCUCUCAAAACAAAAUCUAAAUAGCUACUACUGUCUUGGCUCUCUAUUUAAUUGAUCUUUAACAGCUCAAAGCUUCGGAAGAAGAAUCAAGCUUCUGGUACAAAAUCCUCAAGGAUGAGGGCUUUGGUUGGCUUUCCCAAUAGAUCAGUGAACUCCUGGAAAGGUGACUUGGUGAAACGAGUAUCCUUCCAGAAAUCAGGUGUCAGGAAACCAUAGGUCUUCAACAGGCAGUCAAAUGUGGCCUGACGAAGUUGCCAAGAGUCUUGGUAGACCCACGGGAAGAGGUGAACACAUCUUCAAUCCCAGCAAACUGAAGAACCUUCUUGGGCACCCUAGCAGCCACAAUCCCAGCGCCACGAGGAGCCGGAACCAUCCUCACGGUGACGGAACCACACUUUCCGGUCACCUUGCACGGCACAGUAUGAGGCAGCCCGAUCUUGUUCCCCCAGUAACCCCUCCUCACGGGGAUCACAGACAGCUUAGCCAGAAUGAUGGCGCCUCGAAUGGCGGUAGCAACCUCCUUCGAGCACUUAACACCCAGCCCGACAUGGCCGUUCCCGUCGCCGACGACGACGAAAGCCUUGAACCUGGUCCUCUGACCGGCCCGAGUCUGCUUCUGGACAGGGGAGAUCUUCAUGACCUCAUCCUUCAGCACGCCGGGGCCGACGAGGGUGUCGAUGAUCUGGUACUCCUUGAUCGGGAGCGAGUGGAGGUAGAUUUGCUCCAGCGAUUUGAUUUUGCCCUCCCUCACCAGCCGGCCGAGCUUGGUGACUGGAACCCACUUCUCUUCCUCGUCGCGACGCCCGCGACGGCGGCCCCUGCCUCGGUCGCCACGUCCGCGGUCGCCGAAGCCUCUGCGUGGUGGUCUGUCUCCGGGAGCUCUGUCCGCCAUGGUUGCUUUUUGCGUUGGAGAGUUAGGGUUUGAGGCAGAGAGUGGUGUAGGAAGCGGCGUUAAGGCCGGGAUUGGGGUUUUUAUACGUAGGAGAUGAGUUGGGUAGAAAUUCUCCCC